This is a messenger RNA of Lycium barbarum (goji berry), 444 nucleotides long. RefSeq lists its product as uncharacterized. The record is from RefSeq and is a predicted model, not a curated record. The transcript is spliced from 2 exons. The coding region runs from base 1 to 444 and encodes 147 amino acids. NCBI's taxonomy places the organism in Eukaryota, Viridiplantae, Streptophyta, Magnoliopsida, Solanales, Solanaceae.
AUGCUAGUCCAUUAUAGAGAUACAACUCCUCAGAAGAAGAAGUUGCCAUUUGAGAUUACGGGAGAUGGAGUCCUCAGGUAUCCAGGCAGAUUGUGUGUUUCAGGUGUUGCAGUUUAUGCCUACAGAUUACGGGAGAAGCUGAUCAUUCUUGCUAUUAUAUUCAUCCAAGGACAACGAAAUAUGUAUCAUGAUAUAAAGAAGAUUUACUGGUGGGACGGGAUGAAGAAAGACAUAGCUGAGUUUAUAGCUCAGUGCCCUAAUUGUCAGCAGAUAGAUGUACAGGCUGAACGUAUGAUCCAGAAGCUUGAGGAUAUGUUAUGGGCCUGUGUGAUAGAUUUCAGAGAUAGCUGGUAUGAUCAUUUUCCGCUUAUUGAAUUUGCGUAUAGUAAUAGUUACCACUCCAACAUUCAGAUAGUUCCGUAUGAAGCCUUGUAUGGACGAUAA